This is a messenger RNA of Hyalella azteca, 9613 nucleotides long. Its product is annotated as serine-rich adhesin for platelets. Gene Ontology annotation, molecular function: transcription coregulator activity. The record is from RefSeq and is a predicted model, not a curated record. Gene Ontology annotation, cellular component: mediator complex. The transcript has 11 exons. Gene Ontology annotation, biological process: regulation of transcription by RNA polymerase II. The coding region runs from base 113 to 5812 and encodes 1899 amino acids. NCBI's taxonomy places the organism in Eukaryota, Metazoa, Arthropoda, Malacostraca, Amphipoda, Hyalellidae.
GCCUUAGCUAAUUCAUUAUGUCUAUUUAACUGAAAAUUUUUAGUGACUCUAAAUUGGUCUACUUAAUCAAAUUCAAUUGAUAAUAAUCAGUGACCUUCAAAAUCUGUAAGCAAUGAAGGCUCCUGCUCUGUGCACUAGUGUCAACAGUGUUGUUGGUGCUGCUGCUGCUGUCACUUUGGCUCAAAACUCAACUUCAUCUUCAUUUAAUGGAUCCAGUAAAAGCAACAGCAGUAAUAAUUGUGCCAUAAGCAGUAAUAUAAACAAAAGUAGCAGUGAUGAUCCCAACACUAAUUGGCAGCAUGAGAUGCUCAUGGAAAGACUGCGGACCAAAGCUUCUGCCUCACUCCUACGGCCAUUGCUUGAUUCGACUAAGAACAUGCGGCAGUUCAUCCUUAACAAGCAACACCUCAUGGAUGGCAGUGACCGCAUCAGUGCUUCUUCUUGCCUUGAUGACCUCCAGCAGAACAUUCCAGUUACAUCACUUGAAGCAAUGGUUGAGAGACUGGAGGCCACUUCCCGCCAGUUGGGGUUGAAAUUCACCGCUUCACCUAUUGCCAUUGGUGAAGUGUACAUAUCAUGUGACAUGUUCUAUGUGGAAGUCCUGCUGGAUCGCGGUGGUGCCACUAGAGAUGUUCGGGUUGAGUUUGCGGGAGAGUCCACCAAUAUUGAUAAUUCUGAACCUGGACAAUCAUGCCCUGAGCUGAUAGACUGCCUGAGUCGCUGUGACUUCAAGGAGUUCACGACUCAUCUCAAAGGCUUCCUUGCCAUGUACACACUCAGCACCAGUGACAAGAAGGCCAAACUCCAGACCCAAUAUGCCCUGAAGGCGCUGGAGACGGACUUGUCAAAGCUGUUUGCGUUAGCUGAGGAGACCAUCGGGGACCUGUGUAAGCUGGUGCUCAAGAGCCCUGUGGGACUGCUGCUGCCGCGCCGUGGAGGUCACAGCAUGCGGCUGGUAUACUUCAUCUCCCCGUAUGAGCUGCUGGACACUCGAGCUGGACGGUCACUGCCUCUCACACCCAGCACUGUGCGCACGCUCGAGUUUGGGCAGCACGCACAGCUGCACAUCAUCAGCAGCACGACGCUGCACAAGCUUCAGCACACAACACUCAUGCAGACCACCAAGGGAUCUGAUGGCAAAACCUUGCCAUCGUUCUCUGGCCUGACAUCAAGCAACAGCACAGCCAUGCAGUCCGUGUUUGCUCUGAAGCUCCCCAAGCCUCUGCCUCUCUCUCUCACCCUCGCCAAGUGCAUCGCUGACAUCACCGGCAUCACGCUGCAGGACAUCACUGGCACCGACGUGACGGAGGCCGCAGGUGCCAUAGCCAACAGCUGCAGCUACAGGCAGCUGCUCGAGCUGGUCGUCUUGCAGGCUUCAGAGGACAAAAUAUCCCCUUCCUUUCUCGAGAAAGGAUUGAAUGUUACGCUGCCAGACCAGCAGCAUUGCUACUACUUCCCCACCCAAGGCUGUCACUUCCCCGGCAUGCUGGUGAACAGCAUCCCCUUCACCCACCCCACGCACAUCACCUCCAUCCUGGUGCUACUACGCGCCCAGGCAGCCUUCAACACCCUUAUCGCAUCGUGCGUGCGGCCCAACAGCAAACAAGAUGCUGAUUCAGCAUAUAUGUUCGAGGUGACAUCAUUGAGUCACGAGUUUAUCUCGGUGACAUUCGAGCAUCCCCAGGACGAGAGCACGGCUACCGCUGAGAUUGAGCUCACAGACCUCUGCAAUAUUCGGUGCCGUCUUCACACGCUCGCCGCAAACCCUGCCAAUGGAGCAUCAGAGACUAGUCUCUGCUCCGAUGAGUUUGCGACCAAAGUCUUGCAAAGAUGCCUCUCGAUACCGGUGACUAUGCGCGCUGUGAUGCGCAAAGCCAUGAAGGAAGACGUGAAGGACAUGUUGCCUCAGUGUGGUGACUCCGUGGUCAUGAGCGGUAUGCCCUCUUCUGGAGCUCCUGCAGAUUUCACCCAAAAUAACAAGUUUGUUAUGAACGACUACGAUCGGCGCGGUGGUGCUGCCAGAGCUUCUGGCAGCACAAUGGGGACAGGACAACAAAUUCGAGUUGCCAGCUCUACUAGCCCUGUUGUAGGUCAGCAGCGGCCUGCCGGUGGUGGUGCUUCUCCAGCGAUGACUCAGCGUUCCUCUAAUGCGGCAAUGGGAGGGAAUUUUAGUGCAUCUUCAGGAACUAGUAUAUCCAGCGUGGGCUCAACUGUUGCGUCAGGGCCGGCACUUGGUAAUAAUUUUUCGACCUCUAAGACUCCUAAUUUAUUUCCGAAUUUGUCGUAUACUCAAGUCAAAACUGAGCCAAGUCUUGAAAAAGCUCCUUUCUCGAACUUACUUCCCUCCGCCCAAAAAACGGCAAUUUCACAGCAUCAUUUUUUAGAUGAUGUGAAGGCUGUUAAAGUCCGAAAAAGAAAAGUUAUGGACGUUGAUCGGAAAGGUGGGGGAGGAAUGUAUGGAGAUGAUGUAAUUGAGUUGGAUGAUCCUCUAAGAGAUCCCUUGGAAAUUAGUGAAACUAAACCUGAUGUUGACAAAAUGCUUGCCUACGGCGUUGAGAGCUCACGUCGGAAGAUGGAUAAACUUCCUCCGAGUUACGAAGCAAGCACUGACACUCGCAACCGCCGUGACGGUAAGAUGGAAAAACUUCAACAUUUUUUAGCUAAAAGGAGAGCUUCCAAUGAUUCAACUGCGACUACGGCAUCUUCAUCUGCAUUGAGCGACGCUGGCUCGUGCGACUUGGCUGCUCUCCGUGAUCAAGUGUACGGUCCCGGCAGCGCUUCAACAUUUGCUCAGUUCAACCUCGUGCCCAGUGACGACCACAUCACGCCUGAUGGCCGCGACAUCACAAAGAAGAGCAAGAAGGCGAGAAUAAACGAACCUCAAGUCGUUGAAGCUAGAAAGUCACCCAUUGUCUUAGACCUGACUGAGUCAGAUAAUUCUACAAGGAAAUCGUCGAACUCUUCUUCAGGUCGCAUCAGUGGAGGAACGUCAACAAGCAGCUCGUCGGCUGUCGUCAACUCCUCAACUCUCCUCAAGCGACCAGGCAUUGAAAUAUUUCCCAUCCCUGGAGCAGCUACUCCCAUCUCAAUUCCUUCGUCUAUUACGGUAACUCCGGUCAUCAAAUCCUCGUCUUCGUCAUCUCUUGCUUACUCGUCCGACGACAGAUCCAAAGAGCGGAAAGACCGAAAAGACAGGAAAGACUCCGACAAAAAAGACAAGAAGAGAAGGAGGGAAGACUCUCCUAGCAGCAGCAGCAGCAGCAAGAGUAAAGUGCAAGUUAUGAGUAACUCGCUGAAACAUUCAUCAUCUCUUCCGUCCAUGGAUAAGUUCAGGUCUGACAGCAGCAAUAAGAGUAGCAGCAGCAAUUCGGGAUUGAGUAGCAAGCCCAAUACUCCUCCUUAUCAGUCGCCAUCCAAGAAUAGCAGUAACAGUAAACUUUCAUCGUCACCUAACAUUUCAAAGAGUUCAUCGUCUCAACAUUCUUCUAAACUGACCUAUAGUCCAACCCAUAAGUCGUCAAGCAGCAAUAGUGGCACCAAGACAAUCUACAGCCCAUCGCAGAGUCAACACCAUGGCAGCAGCAAUAGUUCUCCGAAGCCUGCCAUCAGCCCAAAGCAGCAAGGACUCUCACCUAAGCUAUCCAGCUCUGGAAAGCCUAGCCUCAACGCUCUCAAGACCUCCACGUCUUCACCAUCAUCUUCCUCCAAAUCAAGCCUCUCACCCAAGAAUGCCAGUGGAACUACUACUAAUAGCAGCAGUAUGCCUGUAAAUUGCAGCAGCAGCAGCAGUAGUAGUGUCGGCAAUAGCGGGAUCAGCAAAAACACCAGUAGUAGCGGUAGCAGCAAUACUAGCGGUAUCGUGAGCUCUAUUAGUUCCAGUCAGUAUGGAGCAAGUAAAGAACGAAGUUCAAGUUCUAGUCCUGCUCGUGCUCAGGUUUCGGGCCUACCAAAUAUUCUCUCAUCCUCUAGUAGCUCUAGUCUGCCCAACUCGUCAUCUAAGCCCAAGUCUUCUUCGAAUUCAGCAAAUAUAUCCAAUUCUGGGUCGACAAGCAGCUCGGACAAAUCUAAGUCAUCAAAUUUCGCUGACACCUUACCUAAGCCACCUAUUAGCUCAACCACGUCUUCAGGUCAGUCUUUUUUUGUAGCUUCUAACUCAUCAGUCGCGAACGCAUUACACGACAAAGCUUCUUUUUUAUUGGACAAGGCCAAAGCUUCUCCCCCUAAGAACCGGAAAGGUUCAUGUUUGAGUGAUAUCGUGGACAAGUUGAGGGCUGGCGUUUCUGGUUCCACUGACCCCAUUGUCAUUGGGGAGACCUGCAAUGACAGGAAAGAAAUCACCAAAGUAGGGGCUGUGAAUGAUCUAAAAAAAGAUCCUGAUAAAAAGAAUGAUUACACUCUGAAACCAUUAGAUGGUCUCAAACUGAGUUUCAAUAAAUCCAAGAGUAAGGAACUGAAAGAAAAUCAAAUUAAGUCUUCAAAUAUGGCUUCAGUCUCGCCGAACUCUAAAUUAAACAAGUCCACCUCGGGUUUGAAGCCUGGAGUGGUAAGUGGUCCUGCGUCAAAGAAAGUUUCAAUGUCGAAUUUGCCUCCCAUACCAAAACUGAACAGCUCCACCAACAUCAACUCAACGGCCUCGGUAUCUCCACUGGCUUCUCCACUCGUCUCUGCAGCCUCCUCAAGCUCGUCAUCUUACAACUCAGUGGCAGCGCAACAAGGCUACUUUUCCCAUUACAAGGAAAGGGUCAAGGAGAAACCUUCAUCUUAUGAUAAAACUUCCAGCUGUGAUAGACCCAGAUUGAAAGACAUGUCGUCUCUGUUGUCAUCUCCAUCAACGUUAUCAUCCAAGUCUAAUUCUGACGCUCGGCGUGAGCCUAGUGGUGCGGAGAAACAUCUCGGUGGGAGUGUUAAUAGUAGCAACAGCAGCUCGAAUGCUUCUAGUUGUGCGUCGAACGCAACUAUCAACUCAGCACAAUCAGUCGGCAAAUGUAAAGAUGAUUUCCGAGCUGAUAGCCUACAGAGUAAGAAAGCCAGUGAUGGAGAUAGUCGAUCCAAUAGGACUGGAUAUCAAAAAUCCUCCGAAUCAUCAGAGUGUAAAGAGAGUUCAUAUAAGGGAACUUCAGUGAGCAACAAGCCUACAGACAUGAUGAGCUCAUCUGGAUCUAGUAUGCUGAUUUCGUUGCUCACAGGCCAAUCUCCCCCGACGAAUAAAAGUAAUGAAUCUUUUAGACAGAGCUUGAAGUCGGGAUGCGAGGAAAACGACACGAAAUCAGGGCUUGCUGGUCUCGAAUAUUCUGCUACCAUUAAGUUGAGCUCUGCUAACUCAUCUCUAGCCACUAAACUCUCUUCUUCAUCCGGAGAUGAUUCAUGCAAGCUGAAUGAACCGGAAAAAUUGGUUAACCACGUCAAUUCUGCGCCUACCGUGCCUGAGACUUUGAAGUCUUCAGGUACAAGUUCAAUUAUUCUUCCUAAGGCCUGCCUUGUGAACAACAGUAACUCCAUUGCAUCGUCGAAUGCAUUCAACAACUCGACCUCAUUAUCUGCGGGACGCGCAGUUCCCCUGAAAGUCGUUCCUUCUUCUGACAGCCUACCCCCACCACCCCCACCUCCUCCCCCUAAGCCCUCAAUCAGCCCUAGUGCGAACUGCGUACCUCCUCCGCUCUCUCCUUCCGUCUCAAUUAAAAUCGUCAAGUCUCCAGCGCCCGCCUCGUCCCCAUUAAAUAUGAUAUCUCCCUUGUCGAUGUCCUCUCAGCAGUCGCCGUGCAUUAUUGACGACGAUCUCAUGGAUGAAGCUCUCAUGGGUCCUCGCAAGUGACUGAGGAACAACCUGUGGCUUGCCCGUUGUCUUCAGGCGAAGGUGACGCGGUGCCACGGCCAGAUCUGCGGACAGCGUUGUUGAGGAAGGCAGGCUGAGCGGCACUCUCAUGUAUCUUCAGUAUUUUUGAAUCUAACGUGUGAUCUUAUUGCACCGCUGGGCAAUGAAUACGCAAAGUUAAUGUUCACUUUUUAAACGUAGCUAAUAUGUAAGACAGUUCCGUCAAAUACAUGAUUGUGUAUAAUUGUUGUGGAGGUAGAAACCUCGCUAUUUUCCAGGAACAGUCUGUAGCAGAUACACAUCUCAUUUCAAACUAUUGAUUGAUAUUCAUUUCAUUUUAUUUAAGUUGUCAUUCCGUUUAUUGAACCUAAUUUUGACUUUGCCAUUUGUAACUCUGUUGAAAAUUAUUUCCCAGCUUAGACAUCAUCGUACCUCAACGUUAUUGUGCCUUUUGAGCAGUUGCGCGGAGAUGUCCAGCAUUAAUUGUUGGGCACUUGAACAAGACACAGUUGCUCUAUUUGUAGGGCGCGGAUAGCAGAGAUAAAUUGAUCCGAUUAGCGGAAAACAAUGACGCAUUCAUCGGUAUGCAUCGUUUUCUUUGUGUAAGCUCACCAGUAUUUACUCUCGGACUAGGUUAAACGCGUAAAUCUAGCAAAUUCGCACUAAAUUUGGUGCCCGCGCUGAAUGGUUAAAUCGUGAAAAGUAACAAUUCUCGUGAGGCUUAUUUUAGCUGAUUAUCUUUAUUAACAAUAAUGUUGAGAAUUAUUGCUAGAUAGAAAUUAAGGAGUACAAAUCUUGUGUAAGGUGACACCGCGUUGCGUUUGUUCGAUUUCUCGUGCUUCGUGAGUACUUCGCCUCGUGUACAUUUGGGUCGCUCCGACGCAUGCCACAAUUGCUGAUAUUUUCACUCGAAGGAUUUUUAUUUACCUUAAUUCAAUUUUUGGCAUAUUAAUGUAGAUCAUUUUCCGGAGAUCCUAUCUUAAUUUAUUGUCGUUUUUUCUGUUGUACGCUGGAUUUAGAAGCACGUUUAAAUCCUGCUGCUCAUCCCAGCUAGUCUUGCGAGCCUCCAUCUGCCCCAGGUGAUGUCAAUUCUUCAUGUUUCCUCCAGCUGGCAAUUCUUUACAUUUCAUAGGUCGACUUAUGAGCGGUUAAGCUCUGUCAGUUCUAGUAUUUUAGUAUUAAAUAAGUGCGCUUCUGAUAUUCUCCUUAGCAAUGCGCAAAUUUAUUAUAAUUAUUUCGACAUUUUUUAUAAUUAUGCUAACCGUAAGUAGUUCAUCAAAUUUCGUAGAAUCUUGUGAAAUGCACUGGCCUUCUCACGUUCUAUCUGCCAAGUUUGCAAAUGUCUAUUUUUGCAUGAUCAUUCUUUACGAGAGCAAAUUAUUCUUUUUUGUCGCAGCCUUACACACACACUUGCAGCCUUAACCGUCCAUGCAUCUCUUCUGCAUGAAACAGGUGAUUUGUUCAUGCAGAUCAUGCAUAUGCGAUCGUUGAUCUGAUGACCAAUGAUCGAAACUUUGUUAUUCCCAAAUUAUAGUUCACGUGUUGACGCUCUGCUCGCUGAAAGUUUUAGUUUCAUGCACAACCUGACAACACCACCAAAGAUUAUUUAAACAUGUAAACCGACGCAUUUUAUCACUCUCACUUCAGGGUUGCUAGUCUAUGUUCAUGUGUGCUCCACGACACACGAGACUUCAAGGUGUAGGGAGAGCCACACUGUUCAUCAGGCAUUGAGCGUUAUUCAUGAUGCAAUAAUAUGUACGAUUUUUAAAUCUCACUACGUUAUAACUUUGUUUAUACCGUGUAUCAUCGUUGUUUUUAGCACUUCCUUGAGUGCGCUCUCCUCCAAAUAUGUUUGAUAUCUUGUGGUUUAAGUUGCUUUGGUUUGAAUAUCGUUUACUUGGAUUAUCUUCAAUGAUACCGAAAUAUUUAAGGUGUGACUUUAGACAUCUGGUUGUAGAUAAAUCGCGAUCAAGAGGUGUGAGGUACUAAGCACAGUCACUUGAUGUUCAGAACUUGUAAUUUGAAUCAGUGCUCACUCUUAUAACUGACGACUGAGCUAUUCGUAAAUGCUUGCCGUCUAGCGACACAUUUUACGGUCUAUAAACUUGUUUCCUGCUUGAAUUAUAAAAGUGACUAGUCGGUAAUAGAGAAAUUAGGUAUCGAGGAGCACGUAAUUGCUAGACACAAUUCCUUUCAUUGCUAAGAUGUGAUUCAAUACAUGACGUAGAAUAUGAACUUGACAAUAAAAGACAAGUGAGCAAACAGAGGAACGCGUUUGUUUGGCAGAUUGAAAUUAUUAGCUUAAUACAUUAUGACCAUUUAAGAGUUUUUUCGAAGAAAUGCACCGCACUUUGCCUUCGGACUGUCCUGUCCCAAGGACUCCAGUUAUCUUAGAUAGUAAAAGGCUAGGGUAAGCUACAUUGUAAUCGUCAUUUAUUUGGUAUCUUUCUUUUCGAAAAUCCAACUUGAAAUUCUAAAGCAAAGUUGGCGAGUAAUCUUUGUAUUGGUAAUGAUAUUUUUAAUAAGUUAUAUCAACAUAUGUUAAUAUUUUACUCUAAUUAUAUUUAAGGUCUUAGCUUUGAAGUUUUAUCGACUAAUAAUUUCGAGACUUGCAAGGCGGGUGCAACUCACGUCGGUCUGCUUGCGCACCUUUCGUGUGGCCUGUACCGAGGUACUUAUUAAAGCCUAGUGUAAUCACUUGUUUAUCGAAGUGUACAUAUUUGUAAGUAGAAACAUUGAGUGAGCUAUAAUGUUAAUUUUUAGCUAAGAACAACUACAUAAAAUGGUGCGGAAGGCGCCGUGGACUGCAAUGAUUUAGAAAUAGACUCGUUUGCUAGAAAAAAUGAGCGUGAUCUCUGCUGCAAGAGCAUCACUUCUGAUUUAGCUGAUGAAGAUUGUGUUUUUCCAUUCCAUUAUUAAUUUCAAAGCAGUGCAUGUAUAUAUGAUUAAUGAUCGAGAUGAGAUAGUUACGGGAAAUGAAAAAUUAGAUUAUUAAUACAUUUUUUGGGUUGUUUAGAUUUACUUUUCAUUUCACUUUGAAUGAAUUUCUCAUUAUUGCUCUUGUGCCUUAAUAUCUUACAGAUUUUUGCUGGCCAAACCGUUUCUGCUCCUAUUUCCAACUAGGAAAUCCUUGUGUUGAAUUAACUGCCUCAUUUGGCGGGUUUCUCAUUUAAUUAGGCUAAUUCCAAGAGUUUGUUAGUGUUAUUUUUGUUUCUAUUAAAUCUCGCGGCAAAUACGACUAUUUGUUACACCUACCGCAAUUGCUUCUACUUGAAUUCUGACCAGAAAAUUAAUAUCCUUCAUUUGCUUUUCUGGUUGAUGUGUAUUGAAUUGCAUGGUUGCCUGGUGAGGUCAACUCGGAGGACUCUCGCUGGGACGCAAUCGUAUCGUAAUAGGAUACUAAUAUUGCUAAAUAUAUCAACAGGAUGUUUAUCCGUCCUCUGGAUAUUACCGUGGGUGGAUGUCUUCUUUGAUAUGCGUUCUUCUAUGGAAAUAACCCAUGGUCUUUCAGGUCAGAACUUCUACACUGACCUUUUUUCGAGUCUUCGGCCCUUGGUUUGGAUUGCGAUGUGCCUCUGCUCUCUUAAAAUUUACUGUGUAGACAAUUUUAUACUCGGCUCGUGGAAACAAAUAAUUUCGAGAGCUCUUAUUGAGUGCAUGUGGCCUAACGGUUUGCACGCACAAAUCGUUAGAUUAUCUAAACAUGUUAAUGGUCUCCAUGCGUAUAUGAUGGAUACGUUCCUGCAAUGCCAGCGAAGAAGUUCAGAUUUUUGGAGAAAGGAUGCGAUUUUGGCUAACGGA